AUGGUUGAAUAUAAUUUUUUAACACUUUCAUCUUUUGAAGAAACCAUUCAAGAAUGGUUGUCAUUUUCUACUGAUUCAAGCUAUAGAUACUCUGUAAGAAACCAUUAUCUUCUUCAGAAGAUUGGAGAUAGCUAUGUUGUAUUAAAGAAGUCUACAAGUUGUGGAAAUGGUGACAAGCCAUUAUUAGUUAAGGAAGACCUGUAUAAAGUUUUUUGUGAAGCUCACCUUGAAAACAAUCAUGGUGGGCAAUCUCAAACUUGGAAAAACAUUAAGAAAAAUUGGGAUGGUGUGAAGCAAGACUUGAUUGAGCAAUUGGUGAAAAAAUGUACAACUUGUGCAAGUAGGAGAAAUUCAGUAAAACCAAAUCUUGCUGCCAAGCCAAUCCUUGCAUCAGGAUUUAUGUCACGUCUCCAGGUUGACUUGGUUGAUUUUUCCUCUCAAGAAGAUAAUGGGCAUAAAUAUGUUCUGCAUGCCAAAGACCAUUUUACAAGAUUUUCAUGGGGAUACCCUAUGAAAACUAAAUCAUCAAAAGAAGUUGCUAACCAUCUAUUUGAUCUUUUUAUGAUAUUUGGUGCUCCAACUAUUUUGCAAAGUGACAAUGGGAAGGAGUUUAAAUCAAAAGAUAUUAUAAUUGAAUUAAAAAAUAUUUGGCCAAAUAUGAAGAUAAUUAAUGGACGCCCUAGACACCCACAAUCACAGGGGUCAGUUGAGUGUGGAAACCAGACUCUAAAAUACAAAUUGGGUGUCUGGAUGCAAGACAAUAAUUGUAGUGACUGGACAUUUGGUUUAAAAUUCAUUAUUCACAGUAUGAAUACUUCAGAAUCUGGUGCUACAAAAUAUACACCAUACAAUAUGGUUUUUGGCACAAAACACAAGGAAAACAGAAUUUAUGGUAGUGAGAAUAAUGGCAGAGAGAAUGAUAUUACUGUUGGUAAUACUGAUACUGAUAAUGCUGGAAAUAGUGAUGGAGAGGAUAAUAUUAAUGUUUAUGAUACUGACCUUAAAGAUGUUCUUGAUAUUCAUAAUAUUGAGAAUGUUGGUGGUAGUUUCAAUAAUAUGUUGAUUUGGAAUAAUUCAGAGGACUUUUUUAAUGUUAAAGAUGAUAGCAAUAAAAUUGAGGAUGAUGAAAGUGAUUCUAAAGUAGCAAAGCCACAACUAUGCAAAAGAAUAGAAGAUGAAUUGGAUUUUUUUGAAAAACCAGCAAGAAUUAAUCUUCCAUGGAAAGACAUUGUUCUCAAAUACCAGACACUCUUUGAACUACUUGAGACUGGAGGAGAGCCAAAAAUUACAGAAAAAGAUAUUUCUUCUGCAUUGAAAAUGUUGUAUACUAUAAGAAAUAAUAAAGAUUAUUUAAUUAGUGAAAUAGAAGUUUGGGAAAAAAAACUUAAAAG
This is a messenger RNA of Entrophospora candida, 1391 nucleotides long. The record is from the annotation of a GenBank genome assembly. NCBI's taxonomy places the organism in Eukaryota, Fungi, Glomeromycota, Glomeromycetes, Entrophosporales, Entrophosporaceae.